CAAGACACCUCCACAAGAAGGUAUCAUGGGAAGCAAUGCAUAACAUACACACCAUUAAAACAAGCUAACUUUCAACGCAACCAAUUCAACCAAUUGGGCUAUACUAUUGUAUAGUACGAAAUCAUAUGUACCACCGUAUAAUGAACGCGGACAGCUGCCGUGGGCUGUUUGUGCGUGUGGCUGUGUGGCUGAUUGCUGCGACAACCAUCGCGUUCUGCUUAAGCGGCUAUUUCACCCACUACCACGUCAAGCUAUAUAAAGACUACGAAGAAGUGCUCACGGACAACUGGGACGAAGCGGAGGAGGGCGAUUUCGAUGCGUACGAACGAUUGCUCGUGUGCCCUGUGACCAGAACAGACGACAUCCGCAUCGCUUGUGUGGGCGAUAGCAUAACGCGUGGCAAUGGGUCAUUUGCCGAAGGCGUGGGGGGGCACGAGGGGGCCUAUGAGCGAGGCAACUAUCCAGCUGAGCUAGAUGCCAUGCUGAAUACACAGUUCCCUGAUAAGAAUGUCACGGCCAGAAACUAUGGCGUCAGUGGCGCCCAGACACUUAUUGCUGGUGCUGAUCUGCCAUACUUCCAUACAAAGACCCAUCUGCUGGCCGUAGCCUUCCGUCCUAAUGUACUCGUGGUAAUGCUUGGCACUAACGAUGCCAAAGUCACCACAUGGAAUGAUGCGACGCGUGACCAGUUUAAGCGAGAGUACCUGCGACUACUCAUGUCAUUUUCAUACAGAUAUGGUUGCAGACCACAGACGUGGCUUAUGGCGGCACCUCCGGUCAUUAAGGACAUCUUUGGAGUCAGUGGCAAAGCACUGCACCAAGAUGUGAAUCCAACUAUACGGAAUACGAUUGCGCAUCCGCGGCGCAAGAAUAUGCCUCUCAUCGACAUGGAGGAGCUGUUGGCGAAGGAUAAGACGAACAACUUCUAUAUUGACGGGAAGGAAGACGGAGACCAUGGAGAUGGACUACACCCAUGUCUUGUGGGAACACAGCGCAUGGCCAGGGCAGUGUACGACCACUUAAAGCCAUGGAUCACCAACCUACCAGUCAAUGGCACAGCACCCUUCUAACGCAAAUGAACAGAGAUACAAGACGAGGCUAGUAG
Sphaeroforma arctica JP610 is the source of this 1105-nucleotide messenger RNA. RefSeq lists its product as hypothetical. Bases 126 to 1070 code for a protein of 314 amino acids. The record is from RefSeq and is a predicted model, not a curated record. NCBI's taxonomy places the organism in Eukaryota, Ichthyosporea, Ichthyophonida. The transcript has 9 exons.